This is a messenger RNA of Paramacrobiotus metropolitanus, 1772 nucleotides long. Its product is annotated as RUS family member 1-like. Lineage: Eukaryota; Metazoa; Tardigrada; Eutardigrada; Parachela; Macrobiotidae. The record is from RefSeq and is a predicted model, not a curated record. The transcript is spliced from 11 exons. The coding region runs from base 226 to 1527 and encodes 433 amino acids.
UUGAUUGCUGUUCUCUGGUGCUGCACGCGAAAAGCACAGGAUCACUGCAUUCUUGUGAUGUGUGAUUGAUUCGCCGUGUGCCUGUUGUUGCCUGUUUGCAUGCACUGAUAUUGUUGGAUAUUUUUGGAAGUUUUCCUAACCCCAGUGAGUUUUUUACGAGCACUUCUAUUGAGGUGCUCUUAGUUUUCCGGACCGGAUAAUACAGCAACGGAUUACACAGACAACAUGUCCGGCAUUGUGGCUGAAGAGGUCUGCGGUUCGCCGUUGAAGAAGAAAACGCUGUAUACGCUGGAUAAUGAUCGGCUGAUCAAAGUGAAGAGCAGUCGUGAUGGGAGCACAUAUGGAUUCGGAAAUUUUCUUUAUGAGGUCUUCUUUCCUGAAGGUUAUCCCGACAGUGUCAGUAAAGAUUAUCUGACGUAUCAAGUUUUCGAUACAAUUCAGGCAUUCUGCAGCUACGUCAAUGGGACGAUAGCCACGCAGUCGGUAUUAACGGGAUUGGGAGUGGGAGAAGAAGCCUCGACGGCACUGGCGGCCACGAUGACGUGGGUGCUAAAAGAUGGGGUGGGCAUGAUUGGUCGUAUCGUUUUUGCAUGGGCUCAAGGAACGGAUUUAGAUAGCGAUAUGAAGCGAUGGAGACUGCGAGCUGAUUUCUUCAAUGAUGUGGCGACAUUCUUGGAUAUUGUUUCUUCACAGACGAGAUAUUUUGCCUUUAUAAUCUGCAUCUCGGCUUUGUUGCGCUCUAUUGUCGGUAUUGCCGGGACCGGGACUCGUCCGGCCAUUAUUUUGCACCAAGCGCGAAGAAAUAAUCUCGGGGAUGUUACAGCCAAGGAUGCCAGCCAGGAAACCAUGGUGCAUCUCACGGCGAUGAUUGUCGCGUUAGUUAUCAUGCCCUGGAUCGCCCAUUCGCAUUUGUUGAGUUGGACGGUUUUCUUCUUGUUGGCGUUUAUUCACGUGCUGGCCAAUUAUUGUGGCGUAAAGUCGUUGAAUUUGGAGCAGUUUAAUCAGUCCCGGUUUCAUUUGGCGGUGUCGGCAUUCCUGAAUUCCGGCGGUACUUUUGUCCCGUCGAUUCGGGAGGUUAACCGGCAGGAGCCGGUGAUUGUUCCCUUGUACCGGAAAUGGAGAUACAGUAUAGGCUGCCGGCUGCCCAGGCGGGCAGUGAGUGGUGGGGAUUUUAUCGAAAUGCGAGAAAUCUAUGGAGACGAAGUGUUUUGUUUGAUGGUUAACCCGUCCAAAGGCCAUGUUGCGGUGUUCCUGUCGCCGGCUGCCACUCCGGCUGACGUCAUUCGCGCUGCUUUCGAAGUGGAACUAAUUGGUCACAAACUGCUGACGCAUUUCUCGGCAGUGAGGGACACCGUACUGGAGGUGAUGCGGCAGACCCGCAUGGAAGCCGGCGAUCUGUAUGAACGCUUUGAGAAGCUGGCGAGGAACGAAGGCUUCGAUUUCGCACGGAACUAUCUGGGUGCACGCGACUGGCGGCUGACCUGGAGGAGUCCCGAUGCGAGGACGGCCGAUUUUAUGGUGAUGUAGUGCGUGGUUUUCUGUUAUCGUGUUGUUGUUAUUAGCGAAGUAGAAAUGAGGGUGAUCGUUUUUCUGAAUGAAUACCCGUCCAGUUUGGUUGUACUCGGUAAACGUUUUACGGUUCUGAUUCCUGUUUUCGCGUGGGCUGCUGAAGGACGGCCUUUGCCGGUGAAGUUGGGGGUUGUUUCAUACCAGAAUUGUUGCAGUUGAUGUAACAGUGCUUAUAAUAACAAGCAGGCAUCGGUAGCCGUGGU